This is a messenger RNA of Cetraspora pellucida, 357 nucleotides long. The record is from the annotation of a GenBank genome assembly. Lineage: Eukaryota; Fungi; Glomeromycota; Glomeromycetes; Diversisporales; Gigasporaceae.
AUGUCCAAAGUUAAUAAGUCUCAAUUACGAAAACUGAACACAGACAAUCAAAGCAUACUCACAAAUUUGGAUUUAACUGGUUUAAUAGACAAUGUUGUUAAGCAUGCCAAAUCCAGAAUGUCUUCAUCCAAUAAUAAUAACUCUGGAUUUGAAUUGCAAAUGAACUUUGGAUCUGGGUUGCAAGAACCUGAAUUGCAAGAAUCUGAAUGUAUGCCUAGUGCUUAUGAAAAAUCAGAUUCAGAAUUAUCAGAAGAAUUUGGAUCUGAAAUAGAAUCAAAGUUUAAAAGUAAAAAUGAAAACCAAAUAUGUCAAUUUAAAAUUUUUAAUUUUCUUUAUUAUAUUCUAAACCUUUAUUGA